GGAAAAUGGAGGGAAAUAUUCGACGCACGUGGAUUGGAACUGCACAACUGUUCAGAAAAAGUAACUGCAUACCCAGAGGGAUGCUGUGCACGUAUAUGUGUGUGCUUAAUUGCAUGCGUGUAUAAGUGAGUUCUGCUCUACCCAACCUGAUAUCCUGUAAAAACCUUGGCCCCUGCAAGAGGUCUGGAUGAGACUGCUCUGGCUUUUCAGUUGCAUUUUCAUCUGUUUUCCUCAUACUCAUCAGACCAAUUCAUGGAACUAUGUGUGAAAGUGAAUUUUGGCUCAAUUGCCAUAUGCAUGUAGGCCUUGAAAUGGAAGAUUAUAAGCAGCUGUUCCAGAGCAUCAGCACUUUGCAGUCUUCCAGACAUGGAUACAUCGAACUGCUUCAAGAGGAGGUGAAGAGAAAUCAGGAUAAACCUUUUGAGAGGCUUAAAGUUGAGGAAGAAACUGAAGAUGUUUCAUGUUCUCCCUCAACUCAUUCAUUUCACAACAGUAGCAACCUGCUAACAGUGCCCUACUCAAUCCCACGUGCACUAGCUAUCUCUCCCAGUCUGGGAGGACACCCAUUGUCACCUGAACUUGCAAUCAGUCUGAGAAAGAUAUUGUUUGGAAACACAUUUCACAUCUUCAAUUAUGAGUGGAAGAAAUCCUAUUUCAAAUUUCGGGAGCCAUAUUCCAAACUGGCCUAUGCGUUGGAGGCAGAAAGAGGGGGAACACGGGCCAUUCAGAUGGCAGUCCAGGCCCACGUUAUAAAAUACUUGCUUUUUUCACAGCCAUUGAGCUCGGAGUGCUGUGGAAUGGAGAGUCUGUUGGAGAUUGGGGAGAAAGAGCAAGAGAGGGCUUUAGCUGCUGCUUUGGCUGAUAUUUUAUGGACAGCUGGUGAGGAGGGCACUGCCACCGUCUCCUUGGUUACGCCAGAUCGCUGUUUCACCCCCCACCUGGACUACAAACUGGACAACUUUACAGAGCGGUUGCAGCUUUUCACCUUUAAAGAGAAAGAAGACGUCACAAAAUUUAUAUAUGAACAUAUUAAAUGUUUUAAUGAGGAGGGAAGCCAUGGAGUCAUUCUGUUUCUGUAUAGUUUGAUCUUCUCAAGGUCGAUUAUUAGAUUGCAAGAUGACCUGGAUUUAAGCAUGACUCAUCUCCUGCAGUUUGGCUUGGGCAACUUUGUUUGUCGCCAGGCUCUUUUAAACCUGCUGUUGACUGGUCGUGCCAGUCCUAAUGUCUUCAAUGGGAAGUUGUUAUGCGAUGAGCAUGGAAAUGCACUGGACCAACCACUCCAUGGAGUUCUGACUCGGAGUAAUGUGGGAUACCUACACUGGAGCCGAGAACAAGCGGAACAUGGCAGUCUGCCUGCUGUGGGAAGCAUGCUGAAGACACCCAAACUUCCUGUUUGGGUUUGCAACGUCAACGGUACCUACAGCGUUUUAUUUAGUCCAAACCGAUCUCUGCUGUCUGACUGGAAGAUGGAACAUCUCUUUCACCUCUACUUCUACAAUGGCCAACCAUCCCAAGUCAGUACUGCAAUGCUCACUAUAGAUACACAUUCGCAUCACUGGGAGGCUAAAAGCAGAGAUGGUCAAGGAGACCCUGAAAAGAGGUUUCCCUCUGUAGAGAUGACCAUCCGGACUAAAUGGGAAGGAGCAGCAAUUGCCUGGAAUGGGACAAUUCCUUUCUUCUGAGGUUUAGCUAGCCAUCGAUCUCAAUUUAGGAAUCUUUUUUUAAAAACUACAAUAUAAAAUUAUAUCUAUGUGCUAUGACACACAUUAUAAUAAAAAUUGUAUGUAUUCUUAAUGUCAUGGAAUAAUAUAUUUAGACAUAUAUUUAGAAGCCUUGUAUUUCUGCCGGAUUCGAUCGUUUUGAUAAUGCUUGCAUUUGCAAUUUGUUCACAUUUCACAAAAAUGUAUAACAUGCUCAGGGAGAUCAUUUAGGAUCAUGUAACACAUAUAAAGUAAAUAGUUUUUAUAGGGCUGUCAAUCAAUUAAAAUAAUAAUCGCAUGAUUGUCAUGAGUUAACUCACGAUUAAUCACAAAUUAAAAACAUAUUUUUAUGUUUUAG
This is a messenger RNA of Silurus meridionalis, 2058 nucleotides long. RefSeq names its product MINDY family member 4B (gene mindy4b). The coding region runs from base 261 to 1682 and encodes 473 amino acids. The transcript has 13 exons. Lineage: Eukaryota; Metazoa; Chordata; Actinopteri; Siluriformes; Siluridae. Gene Ontology annotation, molecular function: cysteine-type deubiquitinase activity; K48-linked deubiquitinase activity. The record is from RefSeq and is a predicted model, not a curated record. Gene Ontology annotation, biological process: protein K48-linked deubiquitination.